CAGAGGGAAGGCACAGCCAAGACGCCACGGAGCUGGUCCAUGGAGAACGUCACGGAUUACAGCUACCACCCGGAUGACUACGAGCCGUACCCCACCUGGGUGGAGGAAUGCCAGGGAGCGACCAUCCCCCAGGCCGAGCUGGGCCUGGCCGCCGUCUACUGCGUGAUCUUCGCCGCGGGCUUCCUGGGCAACGGGCUGCUCGUCUCCUCCCUGGGCUGGAGGUGUCGCCUCCAGCGGCAGGUGGACGUCUUCAUCUGGAACCUGGCGCUGGCCGACCUGGUCUUCCUGGCCACCCUGCCCCUGUGGGUGGACGCGGAGGCAAGGGGCAAGAGGUGGAGGGGCGGCUUGUCCCUCUGCCGGCUGAGCGGCUACGCGGUGGCGGUGAACGCUUACUCCAGCGUGCUGUUCCUCAGCUGCAUGAGCCUGGACCGCUACCUGGCCAUCGUCUACCCGCUGCAGUCCCGCCGGCUCCGCUCCAGAGCCUACGCGGCGCUGGCCUGCCUCUCGGUGUGGACCGCCUCGCUGCUGCUGGGGCUGCCCGUCCUUCGCAACCGCGUCCUUCACGUCCGAGAGGAGGGCUCGUACUGCGGCGAGGAUCCGGCUCUGGUCAGCCCUGCAGUCUCCCUGGCCUACCUGCUGUUCACCUUCUUCCUCCCGAUGCUCAUCAUCCUGGCCUGUUACUGCUCCAUCACCAGGAAGCUGUGUCAGCAGUACAGGAGGAGCAAGAGGCAGGACGUCAGGCUGAGGAAGUCGAUGCGGGUGGUCUUCCUGGUGGUCCUGGUGUUCCUGAUCUCCUGGCUGCCUUUCAACGUGUUCCGCUGCCUGGCCCUGGUCCACCGCUGGGGGGCGUCUGUGGAGUCGUGCGGCUUCCAGGCCGCGGUGGGGCUGGGCCAGGAAGUCAGUGCCCCCUUGGCUUUCGCCAAUAGCUGCGUCAACCCCUUCAUCUACUGGGUGUGCGACAGCUCCAUCCGGAAAGCCUUGCUGAGGCUCCUGCUGCCCUGCCUCAAGCCCUUUCACCUCAACCGCCUCUCCGCCGCCUCGGAGAGCCACCCCAGCCGAUCCAGCAGCGUCACCACCGACCACUCCAACCAAAGGGUCAGGUCGGCCCCGUCCGGGGUUCAGCUCGCCACUUGGGCUACCCACGUCGAACCUUGA
Hemiscyllium ocellatum (epaulette shark) is the source of this 1155-nucleotide messenger RNA. Its product is annotated as G-protein coupled receptor 15-like. The record is from RefSeq and is a predicted model, not a curated record. Gene Ontology annotation, biological process: G protein-coupled receptor signaling pathway. Gene Ontology annotation, cellular component: membrane. Gene Ontology annotation, molecular function: G protein-coupled receptor activity. The transcript has a single exon. Bases 40 to 1155 code for a protein of 371 amino acids. Lineage: Eukaryota; Metazoa; Chordata; Chondrichthyes; Orectolobiformes; Hemiscylliidae.